Messenger RNA from Eremothecium cymbalariae DBVPG#7215, 483 nucleotides. RefSeq names its product Swm1p (gene SWM1). The transcript has a single exon. The coding region runs from base 1 to 483 and encodes 160 amino acids. Lineage: Eukaryota; Fungi; Ascomycota; Saccharomycetes; Saccharomycetales; Saccharomycetaceae. The record is from RefSeq and is a predicted model, not a curated record.
AUGGGCUACACAGACUCACAAGUACACUCCUACCACUAUCAGAACGACCAACAGAUGGUCCUCCGCUGGGCAAAAGAAAUCUUCCCCCUCCCGGACGAGAUCGAGAUGAAGGGAAAGUCGAACGCCGCCGCCAGCAGCGGUACAGGUUCCAACCUCACAGCAAACGCUGCCGCAGGCUCCGGCUCUACCCCCAUCGGCCCCACGUCAACCCACAUCAUCGGCACCACCUCUGCCCCCCACGGCCUUGUUAACCAGUACUGGGACUGUUUCGACGACGAGGAACAAUGGACCAUGUUCCACGGCCUAAAGAUGUCCUGCAACGGUGAUCUCUACAAAGACGGCAUCCUGCUAGGCAACAACUUCCACCGCAGCGACAGAGUCGCUGCCAUGAACAUCGCCACCAAACCCCACGGGCCCUCAACCACGGCAAGCUCUCAUGCCCACCACCACCACCCCAACCAGGGCUCCCGCCCAUCCAAUUAG